AUAUUCUCCACUUUCCUCUUUCCCUCCCUCCCUCCCUCCCUCCCUCUUCUCGGCCAGAUACUUAAGCAGCUUCUCCGCCACCGACGCAUUUCUUCUAUCUCCUCCAUCGCUACAGGUUUUUUCUCACGGCUGAGAGGAGAUUCUGAUGGCGUCGAAGAGGAUUCUGAAGGAGCUCAAGGAUUUGCAGAGAGAUCCUCCGACGUCGUGCAGCGCUGGUCCUGUAGCUGAAGACAUGUUCCAUUGGCAAGCAACAAUCAUGGGACCUUCUGAGAGUCCAUAUGCUGGAGGUGUAUUUUUAGUUUCAAUUCAUUUCCCACCUGAUUAUCCCUUUAAACCUCCAAAGGUUGCAUUUAGGACAAAGGUAUUCCACCCUAACAUCAAUAGCAAUGGAAGCAUUUGCCUUGAUAUUUUGAAAGAGCAGUGGAGUCCAGCAUUGACUAUAUCUAAGGUCCUGCUGUCUAUUUGCUCGUUGUUGACGGAUCCAAACCCUGAUGAUCCUCUUGUUCCGGAAAUUGCUCACAUGUACAAGACAGACCGGGCAAAAUACGAGUCGACUGCUCGCAGCUGGACCCAGAAAUAUGCCAUGGGAUGAUGCCUUAGUGGGAGACUUGGCGUGUUUUAUAGUGUACUUUGAGAUUAUGCAUGUGGAUGAAAAUCCCAAAGUAUCGGUGAGGUGUUUUUCCGUAUUAUGUCCUGUCGGGUUCGUGCUGGCAGUGUACUGAAUUUCUCAUUGUGCUUAAUUUGAAGUUUGGAUACAAGCUCCGAAUGUUGUAACCAAUAUACACGGCUGGAAUGAAUCUAAAUGUAUGGUUUUUCGAUCUAUCAAUGAGCAAAACAAGUUGCCAGUGUUGCAACCCAUUGUUAUA
Molecule: messenger RNA, 866 nt
Organism: Salvia splendens (bonfire salvia)
Lineage: Eukaryota; Viridiplantae; Streptophyta; Magnoliopsida; Lamiales; Lamiaceae
Product: ubiquitin-conjugating enzyme E2-17 kDa
Exons: 5
Coding region: 146-592 (148 amino acids)
Source: RefSeq, a predicted model, not a curated record